This is a messenger RNA of Paramecium octaurelia, 666 nucleotides long. Lineage: Eukaryota; Ciliophora; Oligohymenophorea; Peniculida; Parameciidae. The record is from the annotation of a GenBank genome assembly.
AAUAAAUCAUGUUUCCAUACAUAUUUGCUUUUUGUCUUUGUCUCUGUGUCUAAUUAACUAAGGGAGUGUCUGAUAACAUCGAGGUUAUCACUUCAUGUUGGCUUAUCACAUUGCAAGACAAUCAAAAAUUCAAGGUAUUUUAAUUUCUCAAUGCUUUUUUAGACAUUUGAUCAUGUAGUGGAUUCAGUCGCUAAACGUUAUUCACAGAGUGACAAAGACAAGAUUGUUCACGACAUCAGAGUGUACAUGGUUAAAAAGUGUUUUGCCACCCUUCCCCUCGCAGAUAGUAAAUAGGUAAGCACGUCUAUUUAACACGCGUUUUUUAGAUAAUCAAAGAUUUUGAAGCUGGACAAUCCUUCCAUGUAACCUAUCGAGAAGUUGUUAAGGGCUUUGAUUACACUCAUUACAUUAAGGACCUGAAAAACAAGGACCUCAUUCCAAACCCAUAAUUAGAUGACACCAUUUCAAGCAUUGUCAAAACUCUUGAAACUGAAUUUCUCAAGGAAACUCAAAGUGAAAUCCAAUAAGCAGCUCCUCCCAUAGGAGUUUUCGGAAUGAAUUUCAAUUACCUACUUGUGUUCCCAAUACUCGGAGGAGUUCUUUUGACCUAUUUUGCAAUUAAUGCAUUCAGAACUUUACAAACAACCCCGAAAAAAAAGAAGUGAA